UAUUAUAAAGAUAAACAUUGGAUGGGGCAGAGUUGUGGACACACACAAACACAUGGGUCUUCCUUCAACUCCACACCCCAAAUCCAACACCAACACCUAACCCACACACCUCCCAUCUCCAUUUUCACCUUCUGCAAUUCUAAUAACCACCAAAGAUCUUCCUUUUUUCAUUUUUCGGGAAUACCCUUUAACUUAUUUUUCUUUUUUCUUCCUUUUUUCUUUCUUGGGUCAUUAUUAACAUCAUUUGAUCCAGAGGUUGAAUUGCAGAAGGUUAUUGAUAUGAUUUAUCUGUUGGACUCUUCUGUUUCCAGCCUUCAUUGGCAUAGGCACUGAUUUUGUUACAUACCAUGAAUUGUUUGGGCUUCAUCUGUUGCCAGUACGGAGGUCGAGAGAUUUGUUCGUGUUGCAGUUCUUGGAUGUACAUUAUCAUGUCCUGGACUUUUACUGUAUGCCCUGCAAAGGAAAUGAUGAUUGCAAUGUCUCAAAUGUGGAUGCCACUGAUGGAUACAUGACAUAGUUGGAACUUGGAAAUUCUUAUAGUUAUAGGUUUAGAACUACUUGAUGAUAGCAUUCCAAUUAUAAUUGUAGUUGCUAAUAGUUAGCUUGAAUGGUUGAAUAGUGUAAUUGGUAAGGGUGGAGGCUAGGAUUGCAGUUGUUUGUUGAAAACUGUACGUCUUACCAUGAUCAUCUGGUAAGGGAAAAUAGUGAAAUGAACGUGCAAGACCUCGCCUAGGGAUCACAUUAGUAUUCUCAAGCUAGUUUGUUUUUCAUCACCUUAGGUAGAUCACAUUGCUAAAUUGAAUACUAGUGAUGGGCUUGCCACAGAUACCCCCGAGUGAAACUGCUGAAAAGGUCGCACUUGUGGGUGCAGCUUUAAAUACCACGGCACAGUUUUCAGAUGCAAGCCCCUCUGCUAUUAGCAGCAUGAACAAUGUAAGCACUGGUGGGUUGUCUGUGUGUACUCUGGGAUCUUCAUUUGAUGACUUCCCAAAGAAUGCCUCCCUAGAAAUUUCAAAUGUUUCUGAUAAUACGUUUUAUAGAGGUGCGAUGGAAGUCGCUUCCAAUGUCCAUAGUUUGAAGAUUGGUUCAACAGAUAGAAGUACUCCUUUUGCUUCAAAAAGUGGACGAAAUGUUCAUAUUCCUGCUUCAAGGGUUGUUGGUUUUGAAUCAGGCCGAACUAAUACUUCAACAGAUGGUUUGCCUGAUGUUCCAGCUACAAGUUUUCAUUCUUCUGCUUUUACUAAUUUCACAGCCAAUGACACCGAAUCUGCCAGUUCAUUAGUAAGGAAGCGACUUUUAUCUCCACUGAGCAGUAUGCUCUCCCCAAGUCAUUUCAGAGGUGAUCCUCUUGACAUUGGCUGCAGAAAUAACGAGACUGGAUCUCUUGUGAAGAACGAUAACGAUAGAAAUUCCAUUGCACAGGAUAAUAAGAAGGCAAACAUUGGAAGUAAAAGCAGUUAUAGGUCCUUGGCAAGUUGCUUUGAGCAAAGAAAUGCACCAGACAGUACACAAUCCUUCUUUCAAACUGAUGGUCCUCUGAGGGAAAAUAGAGGACUACUGUCUCGGGGUAGUUCACCCACUGGUGGAAUUGAUCACUUUAGUGAAUUGAGUCCGGUUAGGCCUCAAAGUGGCGUAAUAUCUGUAUCUCCUAAAAACAUGAGCUCUCCUCUUUCCUUGUCACCUCUUGGUCCUAGAUUUUCUGAAAGAAUAAAAGCUACUGGAGGAUGUAGGAAUGAUGUUGAAGAGAUAAAGAAUUGCAAUGUAACUUCAAGGAGUAUAGAACAAUCACUUGACAAUUCCAACUCAUGCCUUAUGUUAAAUCAUAAGGAUGAUGAUUCCGGAGUUUCGUGUAAAUCUUUUGAUGAUGUUGAAUUCUUAUGCAAAGAUUUCUGUCCAUCUUCUCUGGAUGAUAUUUCCGACAUGAGUUGGCCACUGUCUCAAGAUUCAGCUCCUACCUCUCAUUCCAUGAGAUUCACAAGAAGUUUGAGUGGGCUUUCGGUUAGGAGGUCUUUGGUUGGUUCUUUUGAGGAGUCUCUUUUAUCUGGCCGGUUCUUAUCAGGAAACAAUAGCAAGAAAAUCGAUGGCUUUCUUGCUGUGCUAAGCAUUACUGGGGGAAACUUUUCUCCUAAAUCACAGAAGCUUCCAUUUUCUGUUACUAGUGUGGAUGGUGAUUGUUAUCUAUUGUAUUAUGCAUCAAUAGAUCUUGCGGGAAAUUCCUCUUCAAACAAGUUUAGAGGCCAAUUGCUGAAGCGAGGGCCUAGAAAUGAUGAUUCGCAAAUUGUUAAAAGCCGUUUACGUAUACCAAUGAAGGGACGGAUUCAACUGGUGCUAAGCAAUCCAGAAAAGACUCCUCUUCACACUUUCUUUUGCAACUAUGAUUUGAGUGACAUGCCAGUCGGUACCAAAACAUUCAUGCGCCAGAAAGUCACCCUUGAAUCUUCCACUUCUCCUCAGUUGAAACAGAGAUCAAUGGGUAUAAACAGUGGAAUGCAAAAGAAUCAUGACAUCUCAUGUGGUGGGGAAGUGAUACAUACAGAUGCAGCUAAUGUUGUAAAUAACACAAAAUCUACAAAUCAAGGAAAUGGCAAGGGCUCUAGCUUGUUGAAUUUAAUAAACAAAGAGGAUUCUUCUAAGCAAUCUUUGAACAUGAAAAAUCUUGGAGUCCCUUUCCCAGCAAAGACUGAUUAUGAAUGUAUUACUGAUAAAUGUGAGAGGAAUGAAAGAAAGGAGUGUUGGGAUAAAACAUGUGAUGAAUCAGGGAAAUCACUAAACUCCUGUUCAAAGGUGAAGGACAAUUCUAGUAGUGGUGGUCCACUUCGAUAUGCCCUUCACCUGCGCUUUGUUUGCCCUUUUCCUAAGAAGACCAGUAGAUCAGCUCAAAAAUGCAAAUAUAAUUCUCUUCAAGAAAAAUCUGGAUUGGACAUGGAAGGGGAGCGAAGAUUCUACUUAUGUAAUGAUUUGCGGGUCGUGUUCCCUCAACGUCAUUCUGAUGCUGAUGAGGGCAAGUUGAACGUGGAAUACCAUUUCCCUGAAGAUCCAAGAUACUUUGACAUCAACUGAAAAUUCUAGUUUACCUCCAAAAAGCAUGCUGCUUUUGCUGACCCUCUUGUAUAUAAUCACAAGCUUGUCUUCACUUGAGUCAUGUCCUCUGGAAAAAUAGCACUAACCCUUCUCAUGUAAAUUCUUGAACAAUUUCAAUAAUUUAAUGGGUUAACUAUUUCAAAUUGCUGACCUAAUUAAGCAAUUACUAUGAAAAGUGGAUAUUAUAAUGCAUGGUGGAACUUGAUUA
Molecule: messenger RNA, 3289 nt
Organism: Cajanus cajan (pigeon pea)
Lineage: Eukaryota; Viridiplantae; Streptophyta; Magnoliopsida; Fabales; Fabaceae
Source: RefSeq, a predicted model, not a curated record